Messenger RNA from Monomorium pharaonis (pharaoh ant), 2787 nucleotides. RefSeq names its product cilia- and flagella-associated protein 52. The transcript is spliced from 12 exons. Gene Ontology annotation, molecular function: protein binding. Bases 159 to 2393 code for a protein of 744 amino acids. Gene Ontology annotation, biological process: cilium assembly. The record is from RefSeq and is a predicted model, not a curated record. NCBI's taxonomy places the organism in Eukaryota, Metazoa, Arthropoda, Insecta, Hymenoptera, Formicidae.
UCACUUCCUUUCCGGAACGGAACGGGACAUGGGACAGAUCAGCUUCCGAUCGAAUCUUCUUCGAAAAUCAUCUAAUCGAACGUAACGAAUGUGGAACGACACGCGGCUGCAAGUGCUAGAACAAGUGCUAUCGCCAAGUAUUUAAUCGAACGCGACGAAUGUGGAACGACCUGGCGCUAUAUAGAACGGCAUCGCAGAUCAUAACUGGCAUAACGAAAAAUGCUCUGCAACUUCAUCCGGAUGAGAAGCAUCUUCUCUAUUCUAUGGGUCAUAAGGUUGCCAUAAGGAACAUCGAAACCGGUGAGCAACGAUUCCUCAGCGGUCACACGAACAAUGUAUCGACAUUGUGCGUUUCUCCGUGCGGCGAAUACGUCGCUUCCGGUCAGAACAACCAUCUCGGUUUCAAGGCGAUGGUAAUCGUAUGGAAUUACAAAGAGGGCACGAUGAAAGGCAGCUACGAGACACACAAGGUCGGCGUCGUGGACCUGUGCUUCACCUGCAACAGCGACUUCCUCGUGAGCCUCGGUGGUAGAGACGACGGCAACGUGGUCGUCUGGGACGUUCAGAAAAAUUCUCUUAUAUGCGGAUCGUUCGCUAGCAAUGAUACGAGUGGUAACGCGUAUAACGUUACGAGGACGCAUCUUCACGGCGAGUGCUUCGUUACCGCGGGUGACAGGACACUGAAGAUCUGGUGGAUCGAGGCGGAGAAGCGUCGGAUGCAUGGUCUCGACGUGGAGGUGGGCAAACUGAAGCGCCUAAUUAACUGCGUUGCCGUAAACGAGAUGGACGAGAUCGUCUACUGCGGCACUUCUUCCGGUGAUAUCAUUAAAGCAAGAUUGAACCUAAGCAAUGAUCUGCAAUGUGGAGAGUCAUUGCGCCUACCGGUGUUGAUCGGCUGCUAUUCGAAGAUAACGCGCGACCCGAGAAAAAUGAAGAUGGGCGAGGGCGAUUUGUACGCAGGUGGAGUGAGAUGCUUGCUGCUUCUGAAGGAUGAGAAACUGGUGGUUGGUACCGGUGACGGUACUGUCGAGUUGAUUCAAAUAAUAAGUAAAAAAGAAAAACGAAUGCAGAAACCGUCCAAGUUCCCUAAUACGCCGCAGAUACUCAUGCAUCAAACAGAAAACGUGUGUAGUGCUGUUACAUCCAUGGUGCUGCAUCUAAAUGAAUUCGUGCUGGUUGGAACAGCCUGGUGCGAGAUCUAUCAGAUUCAACUGUCAAAUUUUCACAUGCGUCUGCUCGUCACGUGUCACACCAGCUGCAUAUACAGCAUCGCGUUCCCACGCAAUCAUUCGGAGACAUUCGCAACAGGUAGUAAAAACGACGUCAGGUUGUGGCGGCUAGAAAAGCAGAAGGAAAUAGUUCGUAUCACCGUGGCAAAUUUUAUUUGCUCUAGUCUGCAAUUUGCGCGCAAUGAUCAAAUACUUCUUUCUGCUUGGAACGACGGCAUAAUAAGAGCGUUCUCGCCAUACAACGGCGAGUUUUAUUUUUCCAUUCAUAACGCUCACACGAAAGCUGUGUCAACGAUUGCCGUCACGAGCGAUAGUACUACGCUGGUUAGCGGUGGCUGCGAUGGCCAGGUACGUGUGUGGGACAUAAAAACUGACGUGCGGCAUUUGAUUAGAAUAUUGAAGGAACAUCGGGGGCCGAUAACGUCUUUGCAUAUCUCGAGUAACGACGAGGAUCUGAUUAGUUCGAGUACGGACGGCACGUGUGUCGUCUGGGACAUAAUACGUUGCGUCAGGAAACACAUUCUCAUAGGAAACACGAUGUUUAUGAUGGCACAAUUCACGCCCGACGGUAUUCAAAUCUUGACAUGCGGUACGGAUCGAAAGAUCGCUUACUGGGAGACUCUGGAUGGCUCGCUGGUGCGAGAGAUCGAAGGUUCCAGCGUCGCGACGAUGAACUGCGUAGACAUUAGUCCAGACGGUCGCUGCUUCAUUACCGGAUCCAACGAUUGCACCAUCAAGAUUUGGCAGUACGAUAGCGCGGAUCUCACUCACGUUGGCACUUUCCAUGCCGCGAUAAUUACCGCGUGUAAGUUUAGUACCGAUGGCAAGCACAUAGUGACGGCCAGCGCCGAUGGAACGAUUAUGAUUUGGAAGUGUCCAUUCGAAGCCUUGGAAGAUUCAAAAAGUGCGGGUCAAUCAGGAAGAACGGCUAGCUCUAUACGUAGCGUGCCCGACGAGGACGUGGAUAAAUUAUCUCAGCGAAAAGAAAAGGAUGAUGGAAAUGUUAUGGCAGAAGCUCGGACUGCACAAUAUUCGAAAAAAACUAGUUCAUCAUGUACAAGUAAAUACAUUAUAUUCUUAAUUGUAUGUAAUACACAAAGUGAAAUAGACUUAGCAGACAAUGUAAACCUUGCGUGUUAUUACAACUUACAUUUGUUUAUUUAAUGACAAUACUUGUUAGGUGAUCAGAAAUCGUUAUCAGGUGCUUCUGAUCAGAGUAAAGGCUCGAAAAAAGAAAUCUGUGAAGAAAGAAUACCGGUUUGCAAAUGCACAUCGCGGAGCUCGGUAAACUCCAAGUCAAGCACAGGUACACCAAAACAAUACCGAUGCAGAGAGAGCAGUAAAUCGUCCAACAAAGCAAAGUCGAUGGAGAAACUAAAGGAGUCUUCUUCAAAUUCAUGCAGCAAAAAAUCUAUCACAUCAAAGAUGUAACGCGCAAUCGCUCAGACUGAUUAAUUUACACUCAAGGUUUCAAUAUCGCUAUGUUGAAAGAAUGAAAAUGCAUACAAUAAAAUCAUGAUAGGAUUUUUAUACCUUUCUAACGCACAAUUCUAGCAAG